Molecule: messenger RNA, 516 nt
Organism: Gavia stellata (red-throated loon)
Lineage: Eukaryota; Metazoa; Chordata; Aves; Gaviiformes; Gaviidae
Gene: TEX36
Product: testis expressed 36
Exons: 4
Coding region: 1-516 (171 amino acids)
Source: RefSeq, a predicted model, not a curated record
AUGCCCAAGGGCGCGGGGUCCCACCCCAGCGAGCAGCAGCGCACCGGCGCCUGGUUUGCUCAUGUUGGAGUAUGCCAGAGUCAACCUGAGUCAACUACAAGCUCUGCACUAAAACAGGUCCAGAACUCAGCAGCAGCUCAGUAUAUUGAGGAUAGAUUGCCGCUAGCAUACAGAGCUCGGGAGCAGAGAGCAGUGAACAACAAUUUCCCAUUUUCUUCUCAUGACAACAGACACUGUCUACAGAAUGUAGGAGAGUAUUUUGAUUUUGGUAUGGGCCGGAGGAAGGUGGAACCAGAGAGACGGCAACAGAACUCACAGAACUUCUUCCUAUGGGCUCAUGAAUCAGUUCCUAGCAACAAGGAUGGCUUAACCAUUUAUCAGACAUCAUUUGUGAAAGAUCAAAAUACUGAGAGCCCAUUUUGUAGGCGGCAUCCAAAACACCACUCAGAAAAAUGUUGCACUGACAAACCCAUUCCUGAGAAUGAAAAAGCCCUGCAGCCAAACAAGUCAUCUUAA